AUGUUCUCUGCCCAUCUGGACCUGCAUGAGGUCGACACCAUCCUCUCACACCAUGACACUUCGGUUGGCCGUGAAUACCUCAUUCACUGGCGCAACACCUCAGCAUCUGAAGACUCAUGGGAGCCGUUCUCCAACCUCAGCCAUGCUCCUCGUGCCAUUGGAGUCUAUCUUGCCUCAUUGGCACCGAGAACGGUGCCUUCAUGGAGGGGAGCCAGAAACAGUAGAACAAGCCCAAGAGCCGUUGAGCUUGUUACACCUCCCCGUCGUCGCCUCUCCCUCCCCGCCGUCAUCCCUCCCUCCUCGCCGUCGCCUCUCCCUCCUCCCCGUCGUCACCUCUCCCUCCUCCCCACCGUCGCCUCUACUUGUCCCCGCCGUCGCCCCUCCUUCCUUCCCGCCUUCGCCGCUCCCUCCUCCCCGCCGUCGCCUCUCCCUCCUACCCGCCGUCGCCUCUCCCUCCUCCCUGCCGUCGCCUCUCCUUGUCCCCGCCGUCGCCCUUCCUUCCUCCCUGCCGACGCCGCUCCCUCCUCCCCGCCAUCACCGCUCCCUCCUCCCCGUCGUCGCCUCUCCCUCCUCCCCGCCGUCGCCGCUCCCUCCUCCUCGCCAUCGUCUCUCCCUCCUCCCCGCCGUCGCCUCCGGCAACAGGUGCACGAGCGCAAGCGCGGAUUGGUGCACGAGCGCAGGUUGGUGCACGAGCGCAGGUUGGUGCACGAGCGCGGGUUGUUUUCAGAGUUACCGUAG
Messenger RNA from Closterium sp. Naga37s-1, 738 nucleotides. The record is from the annotation of a GenBank genome assembly. NCBI's taxonomy places the organism in Eukaryota, Viridiplantae, Streptophyta, Zygnematophyceae, Desmidiales, Closteriaceae.